UGGACACCGACUAAGUAUUCGGCUGUUUAUUAUUGUGAUGGCAAAGUAAUUUGGGCAAAGUUCAAAUCUUUCCUGAGUCACAUAGUAGACAAGCACACCAAUUUGGAUAAUCCACUGUUUUCAAGUUGUUUUCAUGGCCCUGAUAUUAAACCAAGGGAAUAUUUGUUAGAAGGUUCAGUUGCUCAUGAAAAGCUUAGCGCUAAAUUGUUAAACCCACAGCUGAUGAAGUCAAUUCACCAGGCUUCACCAGUUGCUCAAACAAGUUGUUUGGAAGGAUUCCUUUCUGUCCUGAAUCAUUUUGCUCCAAAAAUGAUUCAUUAUUCCUAUGUUGGAAUGUAUUGCAGACACAUUUUGGCAUCCAUCCACUUCAACAACAACUUAAGGCGUGAUGUAAAGAUGAAGAAUGAUGGCACUUUCCAAAUAAAUGUAGUGUAUCCAAAGUCUAAAAAUGGUGAAGGAACUGUGAGGGAUGUCAGAGUUAAGUCCAAAUUUGAGUAUGUGGAUGAAUUAUUUGAGAGUGUGAUGCUGUCAAUAAAAGACAAAGCGCAUUAUCAAAUUCACAAAAUCUUUUGAAAGAAAUGUCCCCACCAUCAAUGAAUGUCAUGCUGCAAAAGCAACCCAGAGCUGAGGUGUUACUAAAACAGGUCCGUUGAAAAUGCAUUGUGGUCAAUGAUGUCCCUCCCUCAAUUCCAGGUAAUUAAUAAUGAUUAUAUAAGAUGUGGUAGCUAAACAUGGUUUGAAAAUCAUUUUAAAUAAUGAAAAUGUUUUGUUUCAUGCCAGCAGCUACCAGUGUGCCAUUCAGCUGUCAGUCAAAAGUGGCAGUUUCAAA
Molecule: messenger RNA, 829 nt
Organism: Xenia sp. Carnegie-2017
Lineage: Eukaryota; Metazoa; Cnidaria; Anthozoa; Malacalcyonacea; Xeniidae
Exons: 4
Coding region: 223-573 (116 amino acids)
Source: RefSeq, a predicted model, not a curated record